CUAGGAAUAUUCCUACAAAGUGAAAAAGAGGUAUGUUGUAGAAUAUUCCAAGAAAUAUUCAUGGGAUAUUCUCAAAACAUUUACGAAUAUUCAUAGUAUCAUUCAAGAGAAUAUGCAUAGAAUGUUUCAUGAUAAUGUUCUAGGAAUAUUCCUACAAAGUGCAGAAGAGGUAUGUUGUAGAAUAUUCCAAGGAAUAUUCAUGGGAUAUUCUUAAAACACUACGAAUAUUCAUAGAAUGAUUCAGGAGGAAUAUACAUAGAAUGAUUCAAGAUAAUUUUCCAAUCGCAUUCUCUGGCGUGGUGUUUUGUGUUUUGACAAAAUGGUGAAACUUGAUGAUUGCGCGUUUUCGGAAACUUACUCGGGUUCACUGGAUCCCUAAUCUUUGUUUACUUUUAGAAGGUAAAAUAAUGGUUACGAGUGAACCAGAGUAAGUUUCCGAAAACGCGGAAUCAUCAAGUUUCUCGUUUCACCAUUUGGUAAAAACGCAAAUGCUAACACAACGCACAAAGCGUAUGUUGUAUGUUCUGUGGCACAAAGUUAACUUUGUGCGUUGUGUUAGGUUAGGUUAAUGCAGAACGCAGAUCUUCAACUCGGGUUCGUAAACUGUGAAUGUGAAAUAUAAAUAUUGUUGCUGGUUCAUAUGCAUAUAAGUAGUUUUUGUUCACUUCAUUAUCAUGAAUGCUUGGAGAGUGGUCCAUUUUCUAAAGGAGGAUACAGUAGAAGCGGUACCAGUCUCCUGGUUGAGAGGCUCCAACCAAUGUCACUGGCCUCCCUUCAAUAGGCUGAAGCUCAAGACAGCGAUCAAUAAAUGUAUGCCACCUUCUUCAAACUGGGACGUACAUGAAACACGAGUAAUUGGGGAAAUAUAUGGAGAUUUAUCUGUUGCCCGAAUGAAGGCUCUAGAAGCGGAGAGUACCUCUGAUUUGAAUUCUGAUUCUGAUCUAUUAGGGUUGGGACAUAGAAAAAUCAGAAUGAAUAAAAAAUAUCAGGAUUCUGAAUCAUCAGAACAAGACAAAGAGGAUAGUCUAUCACCAGAAGCAUCUAAAAUUAUGAUGCCUACCCUCAAAAGAAGAGAGGAAAAAACAUCUGUUUCUAUAUCUGAUUUUGGUAUUUCUUCAGUGGCCCCUUCAGAUGAUGAUUUAGGAUUUGAGUCAUACGUAGGCUCUGAUAAUGCAGGUGAAGCAUCUAAAAUUGUGAUGUCUACCCUUAAAAGAAGGGAUAAAGAAAGCGCUGUGUACCCUUAUUCAGAUGAUGAUUUAGGGAUUGAGUCAAACGUCCCAGGAUUUGAUAAUGCAGGAAAUCCACUUAGAAUUGUCCCAGGAAAUCCAGACAGAAAUGAGGCAGAAUGUACAGCAACAGAGAUCGAAGGGAGCUACUACAAUAGACAGUAUUACUUGAAAGAUGAGCAGUUUAAGCGGCAAGUACUGCGAAAUCUGUCCAUUUUAAAUUUUAAACUGGAUCAGUUGGCUGAUGAUAUAGGUAGAUUAGCGCUUAAAGAAAAUACUGUAACAACAAACCUUCCUCCAUCAGUAUUUUCAAAAUUCAAUUUUCCAUUAGCAACUGAGGAAGAACUGCACAAUUUUGAGAGUCACUUGGCAGACAGAGAGAAGUACCAGCAAGUGCAAUUGGAAUUAUCAAGAAUUGGUGGUGGUACCACCAAAAUUAUGGUACGACGUUUAAUGGAGAAGCUUAUAAGCAGUCAACUUGGUGUUGAGUACAGUUGGAUAGGAUUUAAGAAAAAAAAGAACUUCUCAGUUUUACUCAUAUCCAAAGUACUCAUAGAUGCUGUAUUGGCUGUGCAUAAAAAUUCAAAUGCAGCGGAAGUGGAAGCAUCAGCCAAACAAUGGCUGGUUAAGUGUAAGGAGCGAUGCACCAAAGAAAAAUAAUUUAUAUUAUUAUAAGAAUAUUAU
This is a messenger RNA of Harmonia axyridis, 1910 nucleotides long. RefSeq lists its product as uncharacterized. The record is from RefSeq and is a predicted model, not a curated record. The coding region runs from base 675 to 1886 and encodes 403 amino acids. The transcript is spliced from 9 exons. NCBI's taxonomy places the organism in Eukaryota, Metazoa, Arthropoda, Insecta, Coleoptera, Coccinellidae.